Molecule: messenger RNA, 2779 nt
Organism: Corythoichthys intestinalis (scribbled pipefish)
Lineage: Eukaryota; Metazoa; Chordata; Actinopteri; Syngnathiformes; Syngnathidae
Gene: inpp5e
Product: inositol polyphosphate-5-phosphatase E
Exons: 10
Coding region: 331-1914 (527 amino acids)
Biological process (GO): phosphatidylinositol dephosphorylation
Cellular component (GO): nucleus; axoneme; Golgi apparatus
Molecular function (GO): inositol-polyphosphate 5-phosphatase activity; phosphatidylinositol-4,5-bisphosphate 5-phosphatase activity
Source: RefSeq, a predicted model, not a curated record
CUCCUGGCAACGAAGUAGUUGUUAUCAAACGUUGCUAAGGAAGCUAUCCGGCCGGUCGACUGCUCGCUUGUUCUCCUCAAACUUCACGUUCGGCUCGACGGAGCGAUAAAACGACAUACUAACGGAUCAGUUGUUGUCUUAUAACGGCCUUCGAACCACAAGGUCAUGCCACCGAGAGUGUCUUUUCGUGGACGUGCAUUCACAGAAAGGUCAAUGAAGGCUAAAUUAGCCUAGCCGAUGGCGAGCAUCCAGCCGAGUGUCUGCUGAUGAUUUCUCAUCCUAGGUAUGUUCAACUUUAUAUAAUUCGACUGAGAGGAUGAAACGUGACUCAUGACGGAGAACGGAGUGGAAAGCCCGAGGCCGGGCGAGCGCAGCCCAGCGACGGUCGCCGUUGACGGCAGGGCGCUCGAGCUCCCCUUUUCGGAGCGCAAAAUGUGCAAUGAGUUGAAUACGGCCCUCCAGCUGCGGAAGGCGGCUGGGGACAUCCCCUACCGGCCGCCUCCUAGCAGGCGCCUGGACGGGAAGACGCCGGAGGACGGCGUCCGAGUCCGGAGGCUGAGAUCCAGCCAGGAGAGCCUGAGCGACCCAGCGGGCUCGUCGUCCACUGACUCUCUCAAGGAAGCCGGCCGGCCCACCGCGGCGCCCCGAGGCGAGCGCGACUGUCCGGAGGUCCUACCGGUCCUGUCGCAGCGCAGUUUGGCGCCGAGGAGGAUUGAGCGGGAUCGCUCGGCCAAUGUGUCCGCCGAGAGGCCCCGGCUGCACAGGAAGCUGAGCGAGGGAGACGCCUGCUCGGACAGCCUGUCCGUCGACUCCGUGAGGUCCCUGGGAAGCGUGCUGAGCCCCAUCAGAACUCAGGAAGUCAGGAACAGGAGUUUCUUGGAGGGAGGAGGUCUGGGCAGCGGCGCCUUGCUGGGUGUGGAGGAACUCCUGCGCUACUUCCCUGACCGCCGGGUGGGCAUCUACGUGGUCACCUGGAACAUGCAGGGCGAGAAGGGACUUCCGUCCAACCUGGACGACCUCCUCCUCCCGACUGACUCGGAAUUCGCCCAAGACUUUUACAUCAUUGGAGUUCAAGAGGGAUGCCCCGACAGGCGAGAGUGGGAAACGCGUCUUCAAGAGUGCCUGGGCCCCCACUACGUGAUGCUGUACGCGGCGUCCCACGGCGUCCUGUACUUGAGCGCCUUCAUCCGCAGGGACCUGAUUUGGUUCUGCUCAGAGGUGGAGAGCGCCGCCGUCACCACCAGGAUCAUCUCGCAGAUCAAGACCAAAGGUGCCGUGGCCCUGGCCUUCACCUUCUUCGGCACCUCCUUCCUCUUCAUCACCUCGCACUUCACUUCCGGAGAUGCCAAAGUUUACGAGAGGAUCUUGGACUACAACAAAAUCGUGGAGGCGCUGGCGCUUCCCAAAGGACUGCCGGAUACCAACCCGUACCGAUCAACAGCAUCUGAUGUGACCACAAGGUUCGACCAAGUAUUCUGGUUCGGAGACUUCAAUUUCCGUCUGGGUCACGAGCGGGUCGGCGUCGAGAGUAUCAUCAAGCGCACGGCCGGCCAUGACGUGGAUGCUCUAAUGGAGCACGACCAGCUAGUCAAGGAGAUGAAAGACGGUUCUAUCUUCAAAGGCUUCCGGGAAGCUGAAAUCCACUUCCUCCCCACUUACAAGUUUGACAUCGGCAGCGACGUAUACGACACCAGUGCCAAGAAGAGGACGCCGUCGUACACUUUAACUUCUACCGACGACGCUCCCCUAGGACCGGAUUUUGUUUCGGACCAGAUACGCCGACGACAUCCACGUGCUGAAAUACUCCAGCUGCUCCAGCAUCAAGACGUCGGACCACCGGCCCGUCGUCGGCAUCUAUGGCGUCAAGCUCAAGGCCGGCCGAGAUACAAUUCCAUUGGGAGCGGGCCAGUUUGACUGCAGCCUGUACCUGGAGGGCAUAAAGAGGAGGAUCAGCCGAGAGCUCAAGCUCAGGGAGGCCGCCAAGAACCAAAGCAGCGUCUGCGCCGUCUCCUGAAACGCCUGACAGUAUCGUCCGCCGCCAGCGAUCCCUCAUCAAAUGGAUCGAACUCAUUUCAAUUGACGGCACGAGCGUGAAAAAACCUCUACCAGCAUGGCCACAUUCCCAUCAAAGUCAAUGCAUUGAUUUUCAAAUGAGGUCUUAAUUAUCUUAUUUCUCAACUGAAUUUUUUUUUAUCAAUGUCAACGCAUCUGCAAUUGGUACUGCUAGAUGUCCAAUCCAUUUAAAGAGGGAGUGCUAGUAUUGACUAUGAAGAGAACGUCGCUCCUACCAACAUGGCCACUGUGAGGCCAUUUUAGUUUUAGUAGUAUUUUAGUUUGUUUCAUGCUUCUGCCUUGAAUUAAAACCAUCUUAUCACUAGUAGAUGUCAAAUCAGUUUGAAGCGUGAGGGUUGGCGACGAAGAAACGUAGUUAGUUCGUUCGCCGCCAACCCUCGCACUUCAAUUGGGUCAGACGUUUAAGUGCCGUCAAUGGCAGCCAGGGAUUGUAAGUGAAAAUAUUCCACACGUUUGAGAGCUACUGGAUAACUCCUAUUAAAUGUAACUUGUCCAAGCACUAAAAAUGUUGUCAUUUCCGUGUUAAAAAGUGCCUAUUCACGUUUCCUCAGGAUCUCCUUUUCUACUAAGCGCUGAAAUAAAGAGUUUUUAAGAAAAAAUCAAGGGGGAAUAGUCUGCUUUUAUUUCACAAUUGAUGUCAGUUUCAGUCAGAUCAAAAACGAUUUCUCCAAAUUGUCAAUAAAUUGCAAUGGUAUUGACGCAAAAU